AUGGAGGAGGAAAUUUCAUUGGAGGUGGUGGAGGAGGCGGAAGGUUAUGGAGGAUCUGGUGGUUUUGGAGGCAUUGGUGGAGGCGGAGGUGGAUUAGGAGGUGGUGGUAGAGGUGGAUUUGGUGGAAGUGGAGGUUAUGGAGGUGGCAAAACAGGUGGAGGAGUAGGAGGAGGAGGAGGAGGAGGAGGUUAUGGAGGAAGUGGUCCAGUAGCAUCUGCAGGAUUUGGAGAAGGUAUUGCUGGAGGUUUUGCUGGACCAAGUGGCGCUGGAGGUGGAGGGUACGGAGGAGGAGGAAGAGGUGGAUUUGGUGGUGCUGGUGGUUUCGGAGGAGCUGGAAAGACUGGUGGAGGUUAUGGAGGUGGAGCUGGAGGAAGAAGAAGUAUCGGUGGAUCUGGAGGUUAUGGAGGAGGUGGAUUUGGAGGUUCUGGAGGAGGUGGAUUUGGAGGCUCUGGAGGAGUUGGUGGUAGUAAAAGAGGUUUUGGUGGAACUGGAGGCUAUGGAGGUGGUGGUGCAGGAGGUGGAGCGGGAGGCUACGGAGGUGGUGGCGCCGGAGGAAAAGGCGGCUUUGGUGGAACAGGAGGAACAGGUGGAGGAUUUGGAGGCGGCCGAGGUUCUGGUGGUUAUGGUGGAGGUGCAGGAGGUGGUGCAGGUGGUUCUGGUGGUUACGGUGGCGGCGGUGCUGGAGGAAAAGGUGGAUUCGGCGGCUCAGGUGGCAGAGGAUUUGGAGGAGGAGGUGCGGGUGGUUCUGGUGGUUAUGGCGGUGGUGCUGGAGGAGGAAAAGGAGGUUUUGGCGGAGGAACUGGAACUGGAGGAUAUGGAGGAGGUGGUUCUGGUGGUUCUGGUGGUUACGGUGGCGGCGGUGCUGGAGGAAAAGGUGGAUUCGGCGGCUCAGGUGGCAGAGGAUUUGGAGGAGGAAGUGCGGGUGGUUCUGGUGGUUAUGGCGGCGGUGGUGGUAGAUACGGCGGAGGUGGCGCCGGAGGAAAAGGAGGUUUUGGUGGAUCAGGAGGAACUGGAGGCUAUGGAGGCAGUGGUGGCAUUGGAGGUGGUAAAGGAGGUUUCGGUGGAUCAGGAGGAGGAACUGGAGGCUAUGGCGGUGGUGGUGCAGGUGGAACUGGUGGCUUUGGCGGCGGUUCUGGUGGUUACGGAGGAGGUGGAGCAGGUGGAGGAAAAGGAGGUUUCGGUGGAUCAGGAGGCGGAACUGGAGGCUACGGCGGUGGUGGUGCAGGUGGAACUGGUGGUUUUGGCGGCGGUUCUGGUGGUUACGGAGGAGGUGGAGCAGGUGGAGGAAAAGGUGGUUUCGGUGGAUCAGGAGGCGGAGCUGGAGGCUACGGCGGUGGUGGUGCAGGUGGAACAGGUGGUUUUGGCGGCGGUUCUGGUGGUUAUGGCGGAGGUGGAGCAAGUGGAGGAAAAGGAGGUUUUGGUGGAUCAGGAGGUGGCGGAACUGGAGGAUAUGGAGGUAGUGGUACAGGAGGAUUUGGAACCGGCGGAGGUUCGUCUGGUGGAUUUGGAGGUGGAAAAUCAGGAGCUGGUUAUGGAGGUGGUGGAAGUCUCGGAGGUGGAGCCGGCUCGGGUGGAUUCGGAGGCGGCAGUAGAGGAGGUUAUGGAGGAAAUGGAGGCGGUGGUUUCGGAGGAGGAUUUGGAGGAUCCGGUGGAAGUGGGAAAAGUUCUGGAAAAUAUUAACGUGUCAAGAAAGUCUUACAGAAAUUUUAAAGAAACGGUGAAUCAAAGUGUAUAUACAUACAGUA
Molecule: messenger RNA, 1745 nt
Organism: Centruroides sculpturatus (bark scorpion)
Lineage: Eukaryota; Metazoa; Arthropoda; Arachnida; Scorpiones; Buthidae
Product: glycine-rich cell wall structural protein-like
Exons: 2
Coding region: 1-1680 (559 amino acids)
Source: RefSeq, a predicted model, not a curated record